AUGGUUGCUACGUCGCGACUUGUUGGGGCAUGCAUUGCCUUGACAUCUCAAAUGGUUAGCUCCGCAGCUCUUCCCCCGAAGGGUUGCCCGGCUCAAAAUCAUGGUGGCAUUCCGAUGCCUAAAGAAUUCCAAAGAUACCAACAGAAAUAUCGGGAAAAUCUUCUUGCAGUACUGCCAACCGGAAAGUGCACCGAAGAAACGAUUGGUAUUCGCAAAUCAUGGGAUGAGAUAGACGAUAAUACUAGAUUGGGCUACAUUCGAGCCGUCCAUUGCCUUGCAUCAAAACCUGCACUGACAGAUAGGCGCCUUGCACCAGGCGCAGUCAAUCGCCUUGAUGACUUCACGUAUAUUCACAUCAACCAAACAAACAUUAUCCACGGAUCUGGGUACCUACUGCCAUGGCAUCGCAUCUUUCUUACCCAAUUCGAGACCGCUCUCCGUGAGGAAUGUGGUUAUGAAGACUAUCUACCAUACUGGGACAACGCGCGAUUCUCAGAGGACCCAUUACGCUCUAAGGUAUGGGACGGCUCAUCUUCAUCGAUGGGCGGCAACGGCCUCUAUCUGAAGAAUGACCACGGCCCAUAUCAUGAGAUUCUUCCCGGAGUCGGGAAUGGUAACUUCACCCUUGCGAUGCCCGCAGGUAGCGGUGGAGGUUGUGUCCAGGAUGGUCCGUUCCAGAAUUUUACCAUUAGCCUUGGGCCUGUCGCAAAGGAAAACAUCGAUCUCACCAAUAAGUAUGGCUACAAAGCAAACCCUCGAUGCUUGUCCCGGAAUUUCCAUGUCAAAUCCAGCGAAGGCAUUCUCACGUGGGCGAACGCAACCAAAAUCGUAACAUCACCCACCAUACAUGAACUUCGUAUCAACAUCGAGUCGCUGUGGCACAAGAACUCACACACAUUCAUCGGAAAAGAAGGUGCUGAUCCAUUCAGUACUACAAACGAUCCUGCCUUCUACCUUCUGCACGCCCAGAUCGACCGGCUUUGGGCGAUUUGGCAGGGUCAGGAUCUAGAAUCGCGGACUUAUGCAAUUGAUGGAAAUCGCACUUUCUUCGGUCUGCCGUUGGACUAUGCGCCUGAUGUACCACCGUCUUUGGCGACUAUUUACGAUCGUAUGGAUAUGGGUCUUGGGUUUACGCCUCUGACUUUAGAGGGCAUGCCCAUGACUGAUCAUGACAGUUGUUUUGUGUAUCAGUGA
Messenger RNA from Aaosphaeria arxii CBS 175.79, 1194 nucleotides. RefSeq names its product Di-copper centre-containing protein. Bases 1 to 1194 code for a protein of 397 amino acids. The record is from RefSeq and is a predicted model, not a curated record. Gene Ontology annotation, molecular function: oxidoreductase activity. NCBI's taxonomy places the organism in Eukaryota, Fungi, Ascomycota, Dothideomycetes, Pleosporales. The transcript is spliced from 3 exons.